UUCUUCUCUCUUCCCCCGGUCUCUCUCUCCUCUUUCCGAAGAGAGAGAAAUUAAUAAUUUGAGCGGGGGGAGAGAGAGAGAGAGAGAGAGAGAAGGGAGAGGGUUUUUUCCCCCUCUCAUUACCAGGAAAAAAAGGGGGGAAAAAUUAGGGUUCAGAAAUUUGAAGAGGAGAGAAAAUGAUUGUGAUGCGGCGUCUCAAGAGCAUUGCCUCUGGCCGAUCCUCGAUCUCAGAUCCGGAUGGGGAUUUUGGGAGCAAAAGGGCAAAAGUAGAACAGGAUGCGGGCGGCGAAGUUCCUGCAGAACCUGAUACUGAAGAUAAAGCUAUGGAUGAAGAUCUUCAUACAGCAUCUACUCAUCUGGAUACUCAUGCAAGCACAUCAAGUGUAGAUCCUACUGGUAGAACUGAAGAGGGAGGCGUUGACCAGCUUCCAAAGGAAAUGCAUGAAAUGUCGAUUGCAGAUGAUAAAGCUCAUGAUCAAAAUGAUAAGGUAGUAGAAACAACAGUACUGAAAGGAAAUGGAACCGAGACAGGUCAGGUUAUUGCAACUACAAUAGGUGGACGAAAUGGCCAGCCAAAACAGACAAUCUCAUAUAUGGCCGAGCGAAUAGUCGGAAAUGGUUCAUUUGGUGUGGUCUUUCAGGCUAAGUGUCUGGAAACAGGGGAAGCAGUUGCUAUUAAAAAGGUGCUGCAGGAUAAGAGAUAUAAGAAUAGGGAACUACAUGUUAUGCACUUGCUUGACCAUCCUAAUGUAGUUCAGUUGAAACACUAUUUCUACUCCACCACUGACAAAAAUGAGGUGUACCUGAACCUUGUUCUCGAAUAUGUUCCUGAGACUGUUCAUCGUGUUGUAAAGUAUUAUAACCGGAUGCAUCAACAUAUGCCUCUCUUAUCUGUGAAACUGUACACAUACCAGAUAUGCCGUGCUCUUGGUUAUAUUCAUGGUGUUGUAGGGGUUUGCCAUCGCGACAUAAAGCCACAAAAUCUUCUGGUCAAUCCUUAUACUCAUCAAGUAAAGAUUUGUGAUUUUGGAAGUGCCAAAAUGUUGGUGCCAGGCGAGCCUAAUAUAUCUUAUAUUUGCUCAAGAUACUAUAGGGCUCCUGAACUCAUAUUUGGGGCUACAGAAUAUACAAUGGCAAUAGAUAUGUGGUCUGCUGGUUGUGUUCUAGCUGAGCUUCUUUUAGGACAGCCUAUAUUUCCUGGUGAGAGCGGUGUUGAUCAGCUGGUGGAGAUUAUCAAGGUUUUAGGUACCCCAACCCGAGAAGAGAUUAAGUGCAUGAACCCAAAUUACACGGAAUUCAGAUUUCCACAGAUCAAAGCUCAUCCAUGGCACAAGCUUUUCCAAAAGAGGAUGCCCCCAGAGGCAGUUGAUCUUGUGUCACGAUUGCUCCAGUAUUCGCCAAAGUUACGUUGCACAGCAUUGGAGGCCUGUGCCCAUCCCUUUUUCGACGACUUAAGAAACCCUAAUACACGCUUGCCAAAUGGAAACCCACUUCCUCCAUUAUUCAACUUUGCACCUCAAGAGGUUGAAGGUGCCUCUCCUGAAUUAAUCCAGCGCCUUAUGCCUGAGGGUGUAAAAAAAUAAAUUAUAGGGUGGUGAUUUGGUCAUGUUGAUGGAAAUGGGCAGCCUUUGAAGCCUCUAUCCUCGAGUUUGAAACCAAAGAGGAUUCAAUGAUGGUAAUGAGAUUGCACACAUAAAAGCAAUGCGCAGAGAGGGGUAACUUGUCAGACCAAGAAAUAUCUUGAGAUGGCUGAAGACAUGGGGAAGGUAGGAUAAUGUAAUAUUUCGUCAUGGGUGUUUAUUGUAAUUACUGUGCAACCGUUUGAACAGCUUCCUUGGCUAUUGCCUUGUUGUAGAUUAUCUUUUGUUGUCGAAGCUCCAACGCAUGUUGCAAUGGAGAAGUAAAUCACGAUGCCUUCUAUGAUUAUUGAAAUGUGGUGCUCUCGUUUUUUGCU
This is a messenger RNA of Asparagus officinalis (garden asparagus), 1954 nucleotides long. RefSeq names its product shaggy-related protein kinase alpha-like. The record is from RefSeq and is a predicted model, not a curated record. The coding region runs from base 177 to 1583 and encodes 468 amino acids. Gene Ontology annotation, molecular function: protein serine/threonine kinase activity; ATP binding. Gene Ontology annotation, cellular component: cytoplasm. Lineage: Eukaryota; Viridiplantae; Streptophyta; Magnoliopsida; Asparagales; Asparagaceae. Gene Ontology annotation, biological process: signal transduction; protein phosphorylation. The transcript is spliced from 13 exons.